Halteromyces radiatus is the source of this 960-nucleotide messenger RNA. Its product is annotated as phosphoesterase family-domain-containing protein. Gene Ontology annotation, biological process: phospholipid catabolic process. The record is from RefSeq and is a predicted model, not a curated record. Gene Ontology annotation, molecular function: hydrolase activity, acting on ester bonds. The transcript is spliced from 4 exons. NCBI's taxonomy places the organism in Eukaryota, Fungi, Mucoromycota, Mucoromycetes, Mucorales, Cunninghamellaceae. The coding region runs from base 1 to 882 and encodes 293 amino acids.
AUGAAAAUUAUUUCUUUGUUGUUAUUGGUAUUAUUGUCAAUCCUAUCUGUUUUUGCUAAGGAUCAAGACAAGAAUACUACCCAAUCAUUCUCUUCAGGGCUUAUUCCAGGUCGAUUUUUUGACAGAGUGGUCAUUUUUAUUUUUGAAAAUCAAGAUUUUUCCAAGGUGGUUAAAAAUAAGUAUUUUGCGUCCUUACCAAAGAAACACAAUGGUGUGUUAUUGACCAACUAUCUUGCCACUACUCAUCCCUCUCAGCCAAACUACAUUGCAUUGAUUAGUGGUAGUACCAAGGGUACUAAUCAAGAUGACAAGUCUGAUAUCAAUCGACAAAACAUUGUGGAUCUUUUGGAAAAAAAGAAAAUCUCAUGGAAAUCAUAUCAAGAAGAUUAUCCUGGUCAUUGCAAUACCAAGAUGGAUAUCAACAACUAUGCUCGCAAACAUAAUCCUUUCAUGUCCUUUGUCAAUAUCAGUAAGAAUAAGAAAAGAUGUGCCAAUAUUGUCAAUAGUAAACAAUUGGAUGAAGAUAUCAAGAACAAUGCAGUCCCUCAAUUUGUAUUUUAUACUCCAAACUUGAAAAAUGACGCUCAUGACACCAAUAUCAAAUAUGCAUCCAAAUGGUUCAAAAAGUACUUAGAGAAGCGCAUCAACAAUAAGGCUUUGAAUAAGAAUACAAUGUUUGCUGUUACCUUUGAUGAAGAUGAUGGUGGAGGUAAUAAUAAGGUGUACACUGCUUUGUUUGGCCCUGAUUUCCAUCGCAACAAACAUUCAAGCACAGAUUCCCAGAGGUACAAUCACUAUUCCCUACUUCGAACAAUAGAGGACAAUUGGAAUCUUGGUACUUUGAAACAAAAUGAUGCCAAGGCAAAACCUAUCGAUUUGUAGCAAAAACCCAUUCGAUGAACCAAAAAGAGAAACCAUGAUGAUUGCAGCUGAGCUGUUAAUAUUUUUAACAAAAUAAAU